Molecule: messenger RNA, 2964 nt
Organism: Salvelinus fontinalis (brook trout)
Lineage: Eukaryota; Metazoa; Chordata; Actinopteri; Salmoniformes; Salmonidae
Product: basic proline-rich protein-like
Exons: 5
Coding region: 1-2964 (987 amino acids)
Source: RefSeq, a predicted model, not a curated record
AUGACCUUUUCCAUCUCCCCCCCCCCCUUCCUCCGGGCUCCUCCCCCCACAGCCUUCCCUUCCUCCGGGCUCCUCCCCCCACAGCCUUCCCUUCCUCCGGACUCCUCCCCCCACAGCCUUCUCUUCCUCUGGGCUCCUCCCCCCACAGCCUUCCCUUCCUCCGGGCUCCUCCCCCCACAGCCUUCCCUUCCUCCGGGCUCCUCCCCCCACAGCCUUCCCUUCCUCCGGGCUCCUCCCCCCACAGCCUUCCCUUCCUCCGGGCUCCUCCCCCCACAGCCUUCCCUUCCUCCGGGCCCCUCCCCCUACAGCCUUCCCUUCCUCCGGGCCCCUCCCCCCACAGCCUUCCCUUCCUCCGGGCCCCUCCCCCCACAGCCUUCCCUUCCUCCGGGCUCCUCCCCCCACAGCCUUCCCUUCCUCCGGGCCCCUCCCCCCACAGCCUUCCCUUCCUCCGGGCUACGCCCCCCACACCCUUCCCUUCCUCCGGGCUACGCCCACCCACACCCUUCCCUUCCUCCAGGCUACGCCCCCUCCCACACCCUUCCCUUCCUCCAGGCUCCUCCCCCCACAGCCUUCCGCUACGCCCUCCCCCCCAAACACCCUUCCCUUCCUCCAGGCUACGCCCCCCCCCCCCACACCCUUCCUCCAGGCUACGUGUCCCCCCCCCACACCCUUCCCUUCCUCCAGGCUAAGUCCCCACCCAGCCUUCCCCUCCUCCAGGCUACGCCCCCCCCUAGUUUCCCUUCCUCCGGGCCCCUCCCCCUACAGCCUUCCCUUCCUCCGGGCUCCUCCCCCCACAGCCUUCCCUUCCUCCGGGCCCCUCCCCCCACAGCCUUCCCUUCCUCCGGGCUACGCCCCCCCACACCCUUCCCUUCCUCCAGGCUACGCCCCCCCACACCCUUCCCUUCCUCCGGGCCCCUCCCCCCACAGCCUUCCCUUCCUCCGGGCUACGCCCCCCCACACCCUUCCCUUCCUCCAGGCUACGCCCCCCCAACCCUUCCCUUCCUCCAGGCUACGCCCCCCCACACCCUUCCCUUCCUCCGGGCUCCUCCCCCCACAGCCUUCCCUUCCUCCGGGCCCCUCCCCCCACAGCCUUCCCUUCCUCCGGGCCCCUCCCCCCACAGCCUUCCCUUCCUCCGGGCCCCUCCCCCCACAGCCUUCCCUUCCUCCAGGCCCCUCCCCCCACAGCCUUCCCUUCCUCCAGGCUACGCCGCCACACACCCUUCCCUUCCUCCAGGCUACGCCGCCCCACACCCUUCCCUUCCUCCAGGCUACGCCCCCUCCCACCCUUCCCUUCCUCCAGGCUCCUCCCCCCACAGCCUUCCGUUCCUCCGGGCUACGCCCCCCCACAGCCUUCCCUUCCUCCGGGCUACGCCCCCCCACAGCCUUCCCUUCCUCCGGGCUACGCCCCCCCACAGCCUUCCCUUCCUCCGGGCUACGCCCCCCCACAGCCUUCCCUUCCUCCGGGCUACGCCCCCUCCCACACCCUUCCCUUCCUCCAGACUCCUCCCCCCACAGCCUUCCCUUCCUCCGGGCUACGCCCCCCCACAGCCUUCCCUUCCUCCGGGCUACGCCCCCCCACAGCCUUCCCUUCCUCCGGGCUACGCCCCCCCACAGCCUUCCCUUCCUCCGGGCUCCUCCCCCCACAGCCUUCCCUUCCUCCGGGCCCCUCCCCCCACAGCCUUCCCUUCCUCCGGGCCCCUCCCCCCACAGCCUUCCCUUCCUCCGGGCUACGCCCCCCCACAGCCUUCCCUUCCUCCGGGCUACGCCCCCCCACACCCUUCCCUUCCUCCGGGCUACGCCCCCCCACACCCUUCCCUUCCUCCGGCCUUCCCUUCCUCCGGGCUACGCCCCCCCACAGCCUUCCCUUCCUCCGGGCUACGCCCCCCCACAGCCUUCCCUUCCUCCGGGCUACGCCCCCCCACACCCUUCCCUUCCUCCAGGCUACCCCCCCCCCCACACCCUUCCCUUCCUCCGGGCCCCUCCCCCCACAGCCUUCCCUUCCUCCGGGCUACGCCCCCCCACAGCCUUCCCUUCCUCCAGGCUCCUCCCCCCACAGCCUUCCGUUCCUCCGGGCUACGCCCCCCCACACCCUUCCCUUCCUCCGGGCUACGCCCCCCCCACACCCUUCCCUUCCUCCAGACUCCUCCCCCCACAGCCUUCCCUUCCUCCGGGCUACGCCCCCCCACAGCCUUCCCUUCCUCCGGGCUACGCCCCCCCACAGCCUUCCCUUCCUCCGGGCUACGCCCCCCCACAGCCUUCCCUUCCUCCGGGCUACGCCCCCCCACAGCCUUCCCUUCCUCCGGGCUACGCCCCCCCACAGCCUUCCCUUCCUCCGGGCUACGCCCCCCCACAGCCUUCCCUUCCUCCGGGCUACGCCCCCCCACAGCCUUCCCUUCCUCCGGGCUACGCCCCCCCACACCCUUCCCUCCCUCCGGGCUCCUCCCCCCACAGCCUUCCGUUCCUCCGGGCUACGCCCCCCCACACCCUUCCCUUCCUCCGGGCUACGCCCCCCCACACCCUUCCCUUCCUCCGGGCUACGCCCCCCCACAGCCUUCCCUUCCUCCGGGCUACGCCCCCCACACCCUUCCCUUCCUCCGGGCCAGUGUUCUGGGCGAGGCCAGUGUUCUGAGCGAGGCCAGUGUUCUGAGCGAGGCCAGUGUUCUGGGCGAGGCCAGUGUUCUGGGCGAGGCCAGUGUUCUGAGCGAGGCCAGUGUUCUGGGCGAGGCCAGUGUUCUGGGCGAGGCCAGUGUUCUGAGCGAGGCCAGUGUUCUGGGCGAGGCCAGUGUUCUGGGCGAGGCCAGUGUUCUGGGCGAGGCCAGUGUUCUGAGCGAGGCCAGUGUUCUGAGCGAGGCCAGUGUUCUGGGCGAGGCCAGUGUUCUGGGCGAGGCCACACAGCCUCUCUUCCUCAUGGACUUCCUCAUGGACUUCCUCAUGGACUUCCUCAUGGACUUCCUCAUGGACUAG